AUGCAGAACUAUUUGGAUUGCCCUCAAAUUCUGGAGGAAAUUCUACAAAAGUUACCCUACAACAUGCAGCUUUCAUGGGGUGAAAAAGUACUUGAGAAGAAUGGUAAGAGCACUUUACAAGAAUUUAAAAAGUGGCUGUGGAGAACGUUGGAAGCAGCAAGCUACGCUCAAUCUAUGAAUGUGGGUAAGCCUUCUACAAAUCAGGCAUCUGAUAAGUUCUCUCAAAAUCAGCCUCAUAAAGAGAGAUUCAAAACAACUCUUGUUACUUCUCAAGAGAAGAGUACUUCAGUUCGCAAAUGUAUCAUGUGUGAAGAGAAACAUAUAAUAGAUAAAUGCAAAACUUUUUUGGAUCUCUCGAUAGACAAAAAAUGGGAUUUCGUAAAAAGUAAUGGUAUAUGUUUUUCUUGUUUGGGAACAUCUCACAGAAUAAAAUUUUGUCGUAACAAAAAGAAAUGUGGGGUAAACAACUGUGAAAAAAUACAUCAUAAAAGUCUUCAUAAUGACGCAUUUGAUAAAAAUAAGGAGAAAAAUGAUACUGUUAGUCUAGAAAUAGUUGCUCAUACCACAAAAUCAUUCAGUACAGAAAUUUUAUUGAAAAUCGCUCCGGUUAUAAUAAGAUCUUCUCAGAAUGAACUUGAAAUUUAUGCAUUAUUUGACGAAGCUUCAACGGAAACUCUUCUUGAUCAAGAUUCGGCAGACAAGAUGAACCUCGUUGGCGAAGAAACAGAAUAA
Leptinotarsa decemlineata (Colorado potato beetle) is the source of this 732-nucleotide messenger RNA. RefSeq lists its product as uncharacterized. The record is from RefSeq and is a predicted model, not a curated record. Lineage: Eukaryota; Metazoa; Arthropoda; Insecta; Coleoptera; Chrysomelidae.